UGCUUGCUCACUAUUUUUUUUUUUUUUUUUGCUGAUCCUCUGCUGUAAUCUAUGUUUUCAACUUCUCCUCCGGAAGUCUUUGUUUGACAGCUCAGCACCCACCCAGGCAGCCCUUCUCCAUUCCUCACUCUCCUCCUCUCUGCCUCACCACUUUCAGAGUGCAUCUUCUCUCUCAUUUGCAUUUGUUCUGCUUCCUCGUGACGACAAGCAGUUCAUGUCAAAGAGCUGUGCACGAAAAUUACCACGAGCUGCACGAAAGUGGGGGACGCCGAGGACUCCCGCCAGGCUGCUGGAAGACUUUGUGAGCCAGCUUACUGGCACUGAAUGAAGUGUAAGUGAAGAAGGUAAGUGGAGACCUGACAUUAGUACAUUUCAACAGCAGCAGCAUUGUUACCAUGGAGACUGGCAAGCCAGGGUUGGUGAGUCCUCCGGUGCAUGUAAGCUCCAUUGCAGCUCUGACAGAGAAAAAGAUGGACAUCCAGGCCCCACUGACGGCUCUCUACAUCCACACCGUGCCUGCACUACCAGCUCAGCCUUACCUUCAGCCUCCAGCCGCUGCCCAGGAGCCCUCAGCCAUCCAUCUGGCCGUGCCGCCUCUCUACUCAAAGGACACGCUUCCCGUUCUGACACUCCAUAUUGCUGGUGGGCUGCAGUGCCAACUGCAGGGGCUGAGUGUGGCAGCUGCACCCACAGCCAGAGUCAAGUCAGCAGGAAAACAUGUGUGUCCGCACUGUGGACGGGACUGCAUGAAGCCCAGCGUUCUGGAGAAGCAUCUUCGCUGCCACACCGGGGAGCGACCUUACCCUUGUGCCACUUGUGGAGUUUCUUUCAAGACUCAAAGCAACCUCUAUAAGCACAAACGUACCCAGGCUCACGCCCGGCUUUCGUCAGAAUCAGAGCAGAGCAGCAUGGGCAGCCUGGACAGCUCGUCCAGCUCCAGGGAGACAUGUACUUCGAGUCUCUCUCUGGAAGACCGCAGUGAGGAGUUGGACACCAUUGAGAAAGCUAAAACAACUACAGGUGAGGUUGCCUCUCCAACCGGUACAGCAAAGGUAUGUUUGGCAAAAACCCAAAGUUCUAUCGGGGAAGAGAAUAAACCGACAGAGGCAAAUGCUAAUGGAAAGCUAACAAAAGGAGUGGAAAAGCAGAGGACAGAAAAUGAAAAAACUCCUGUAACUCUAAGUCGACACCUUCCCCUUCAGAGACAAGAGGCCACCCUGUUUUCCAAACAGUGGGAGAGCUCUGUCUGCAGAGGGAAAUCUCAAAGCCACGAGAGCACUGACUCAGGCUUCAGUGAGAGCAGCGAUCAGUACCCUAGCCCCGGCAGCAUUUUACUCGACCACAGUAUGGAUUCCCUCACGGAGUCCACCAAGGAGCAUCUUGAAGACGCCGCCAGCUCAGCCACACCCACAGAACCAGGCCAAAGUGGACAGGAACCCAAAGACACCACAAGACAGCAGGAGCAGAAGAGUCUGGCUGAGCGCAUAUCCAAACUGAUUUCAGAGAAUUCUGCAGUGGUGGAGGACAAACAGCUGGAGAACGUGAGACCGCGGAAAACAGUCCUGUCGAAGCAAGGCAGCAUCGACCUCCCCAUGCCCUACACGUACAAAGACUCUUUUCACUUUGAUAUGAAAAUUGGUAAGAGCACUAACGUUGAGGUGCAAAGAAACAGAAACCCUGGGCUCUAUAGCUCUGUGCCUACUCAGCCCUCCACCACAGUGUCACACGCUCCUUUAACCCGAAGCAACUCUCUCCCCUUCAGCGUUGCCCUUCUGCAGCCUGAGAGGAGCAGCCCCACUCAGAGCGAUUAUGUCACCCUAAUCCGUAGGGGAAGCUCAGGCCAGAUCAAUCCAACAGGUUUUUCUAUGAAGACUGUGAACCAGCAGUCAUCCACCCACCGCCCACUGGUCCGACAGACAGCCGUAGACUGCAACCACGCACCAGACGCUCCCUUCAUGAAUUCAUCUGUGGAGGAGGCUUCCACCGGCAGUCUCAGCUGCGAUGGGGAUGGUGGUGACAUUUGCGGAGAGCCAAGUAACAGAAAGUUCCGCAGGAAGAAAACACAGAAGUUUGCCUACAACAAGUGGUACAUGUAUGGGGGAGGGACAUUCAAAAAACUCUACAACGCUGAAAAAAACGGCAACGGUGGAGUCGGCAAAAGCACAAAAUCUGUGCCUAACCCAGACCGAGGAGUGGUUCAGGGAAUCCAGAGAAGCUUAUCGGUAGUUCAAAAAGAAGCAGUAUCAACUCCCUCCUGCACCCCUGCCAGGCUACAGUUCACUGCUAGUGUGGAUUUGAGCUCAAAGCCACGUCAGCUUCAGGCCCCAUGCGGCUCUCUUCGAAGAAAUCUCUCUUUGUCGGCGUUGCCGUUGCCUUUGGUUGGGUCAUUGGUGACAUACAGCGCUGACAGACUCAGCAGAGCAAAGACUACAGAGCAACAUACCUGCUCCACCUCACAACCUGGUGAAGCUUAUAUCCCCUCAGACAGGAAAAAGCAGAAAACAGAUGACAGAAUCAUCCACCCCCUGGAGAUGGAGAUCACCCCAAACAAACUGACCCACCACCCCGCCUCUGUCACAGUUAAUGCGCCCUGGCAAGAUACAAAAGUCACUUGUAGCAACCCAAAUGCAAACUUUAUUCCGUUUAAAGAAGCUCUUUUCCCUUCAUGCGUUAUAAAUGUAAAUACCUCGUCUAUGAGCACUCCACCAGCUACAGCCAAUCCCUUCACUGCCAAGACCAGCUUCCUGCCCAAAUACCAGCUCAAGUUACCCAAUGCUGCAGAGCCAACGCCAACUCCUUCACAACAGGCUGUCGGUCAACCUCCAGAACCUGACCACUGCAGUUUAAACUCUGGCCCGUCAUCCUGUCAAAACAAACAAUCCUCAUUCCCAACUCCUGAAAAGAAAUGUGAGGAGCAAACACGUGACUUCCCUGCCCCGGCCACAGUUCUCUGUCAGGCUGAAACAUUUGAAACAUCAAGGCCUGAUCACAAUGGAACAACAAAUUCAGCUGUAGAUUGUCAGCAACUUGCAACAAACACGACAACCCUGACCUACGUUCAUGGUUUUCACACAGGAGCAUGCAGCACGUCAAUGCAGAAUUUAUCCCUAAGAACUAGUUUGGCCCCGACACCAAUGCAAAUACACCUGACGGCUGAGAACAAUCCUGCUACACCCACCACAUCCUCAGGCAACAUUCAACCAGCUUCUUCUGCCAUCACAGGUUUCACACAAGACAGUAAAACACAUUCAUCAGUAGCAUUGGAGACGUCAGCCCCUGGAGAUGGAGCAACUGCUGCCUCAAACACCUCUGGUCUACCUGGCCCCAUUAUACCCUACGACCUCGUGCAGCCAACUGCUCAGAAUGUGUUUCAUGUUCACACAUCAGACCUUCAGAUCUGUUUCCAGAUCAUAUCAGACGAGCAGCUAGCCCUCAUCGAACCCCAGAUUGAGAGGCAGGUCACCUCAGCAGGGGGUUCUUUCUCUCAGAGAUGUGACUUCGAAGCAGAAGAGACCCAAAAGAGACCACAAAUUUCUGUUGCCAUGGAAAAUAAUAAUGAGGAAAAGCCAGGGCAGCAAAAGGAGGUAAACCAAAAUGAGGCUUUGUUGUUACUUAAAAUGGAGAAGCCGAAACCUCCACUGUCAGUGCACUCUGAAAAGGCCCAGCCACAUGCCUUCAUAACUCAGGAUGGUCAUUCCAAUCAGGCUGCUUUAUCAGAUGAAUUAAAACCUUCUGAAGCUGUCAGCUUAUCUUUACACCCACCCAAAUACAACCACUCCAACAUGCCGACGGAGACUUUGACAUCAACAUGUGACAUAACAUCACGACAGAACCACAAACCAGAGGUGGAACGUGGUCCAUCUCAGCACGGUUGCACAGAGAAACAAGCUGGAACGGUCUGUGAGACACCAGCUGGCCCACAAACGUUAUGCCCUGCAAACAUCACGUCGCUCACUCUCAACGCCUCACAGCAAAACAGGCGGCUUAGAAAUAGCACAAUCCGUCUCACGUGCGCCUGUGGCGCUUCGUCUGACCUCCACUCCUGCAUCAUGUGCUGA
This is a messenger RNA of Thalassophryne amazonica, 4058 nucleotides long. It is a transcript of the gene znf831, whose product is annotated as zinc finger protein 831. Bases 396 to 4058 code for a protein of 1220 amino acids. Lineage: Eukaryota; Metazoa; Chordata; Actinopteri; Batrachoidiformes; Batrachoididae. The record is from RefSeq and is a predicted model, not a curated record. The transcript has 3 exons.